Molecule: messenger RNA, 1886 nt
Organism: Paramecium octaurelia
Lineage: Eukaryota; Ciliophora; Oligohymenophorea; Peniculida; Parameciidae
Source: the annotation of a GenBank genome assembly
AUGUUAUUUCAGCUUCUGGUUAUAUUUUUUGUACUGGUAUAAAUAAGUGAAUAAACUUGCCGGACUGAUGACUGUUACAGCUGUUCCCUCCAUAAAGAUUGUUGUAUUACAUGUAAGUGCUAUAAGAGUUAAAAAUUUUAAAGAACAAUUGAUACCUUCGGGUGUGACUAUAAAAAAUGUGAUAAAUAUGAUGAUGGAAAAUGUUAUUCAUGUGUAGAUGGUUAUUAUUUACAGAAUUCCAUUUGCUACCUAUGUACUUAUCCAUGCAUAGAAUGCUAGAGUAGUAAGAAAUGUAAAAAAUGCUCAUAAGGAUAUAAAUUAAGCAAUGAUAAAUGUAUCUAAUGCACAGUUCCAUUAUGCAAAGAUUGUGAUAGUAAUUCAAACUAAUGUUCCUAAUGCGUAAAUAAUGCAACUUAUAAUUCAUCUAUUCAAGAAUGUGUAUGCAAUGCGUCAUACUUUUAAGUUAGUGGAUAAUGUAAAUAAUGCAUUUCAAUAUGUGGGACAUGUUCAAAUUCAUACAAUAAUUGUGCUACAUGCAAGAGUGUUUCAAAUAUGUCAGCAACUCCAAUAAAUGGAGUAUGUAGUUGUGUAACUGGAUAUUAUUGGAAUCAGAGCAAUUCGCAAUGUAAUUAAUGUACAGCGCCUUGUUUAACAUGCGAAGACGAAGCAACAUAAUGUACUUCAUGUAAUGGUGCCUCACUUACAGUGAAUGACGAUAAUCAAUGCACUUGUCAAGUUGGAUAUUUUAGUUCCCCCAAUGAUCUUUAUUAAUGCGAGGUAUGUUCCAAAAAUUGUCUAACAUGUGCUGAUAUCAGUAAUAAGUGCACAUCGUGCUAUGAAAAUUAUGAAUUAAAUGAUGGCACUAAUAGUUGCUUUUGUCCUGAUGGAUUUUUUGAAAUAGAUAAUAUAUGCAAUAAAUGCGACUCAUUAUGUUCUAAGUGUUCCUCUAAUUCAGUGUGCACAGAAUGCAUUGAUAAUCAGUUCGUUAAAUUUUCAAAUCAGUAAUGCACCUGCAUGGAUGGGUAUUAUUUUGAUGCCAUCUAAUCAACAUGUCUAUAAUGUGAUUCAACCUGUAAAACGUGUUAAACUCAAAAAGAAAUGUGUAGUUCUUGCAGUUUAGAAUCAAAUAGAAUUCUAAGAGUGAACAAGUGCAUUUGUAAACCUGAUUUCUUUUUAAAUGUAAAUUAACUUUGUAUCUCUUGUAAGUCCAAAGAAGCUAUAGCUAUUGAAUUUUGCAAGUAUAGAGAUUGUGCUGAUGGAAUCUGGUCUUAUGGAGAAGAAUGUAAUGAUGCAAAUUAUUCAUCCAGGGAUGGUUGUUAUAAUUGUCUCUUAGAACCCUAAUACUAUUGCAUCAAUGAAAUACAAAAACCAUCUCAGUGUUUUAAAUGUCAAGAAUAUUGUUCUGUUUGUGAGUAUGAUUACCUUAACAAAAAACAAGUGUGCAAACAAGCUAUCGAUGGAUACUAUAUUGAAAAUUCUAUUCGUAUCAAUAAAUGUGGAGACAAAUGUUUGCAUUGUUAAUCAAAUGCUAGUCAAUGUACCUAAUGUAGAUUCCUUAAUAUAAGUAAAUCAAAUAUCAAUUGCUAAUUAUGUGAAUACAAAUAAGGGUAUUAUACAGAUUAUGAAAAUAACUCAUGUUAUUCUAAAUGUGGAGAUGCAAUCUUGGCUGAUGUCGAAUAAUGCGAUGAUGGAAACAGGAUAAAUGGAGAUGGAUGCAGUGAUCACUGCUUUUUGGAAAAAAGUUUCGAUUGUUUAAAUGGAGUUUGUAGUAAAACCAAGAACCCAAUUCCUUCGGGAUAAGAAAACAAGAUUUAUGAUUUGUAUACUCCAAAGAGGUAAGUACUAGUGAAGUAUGACUAAGAGUUGAGCCUAAAUCAAUAAUUUGA